CCGCUUCAGCCUUUUCAGUCCGAAACUGCAUGUUUUGAAUCAGAUGGUAUUUUUUGUUAUAAAUGUGAUCAAGCAUUUAACUUCCUGUGCACUUUGAGAAUGAUUUCACAGUAAUCUCGCUCUUAAGCUUGAAGGUAAUGGAGUUCGUCGUUCCCUCUGAUAAAAUCGAUAUUCUACUCAGGAGUUCCAAUUAUAUCAGUACGUUAUUUAAUGUACAAUUUUCAGUACAGCGCGAGGUUGUAAACGGCAAACAAUGGGUAAAAAUUUGCUCCCGGCAAGAUAGAAGAGAGGACUUGCAAAAAGCCAAAGAAUACAUUGAAGCACUGUGCUGCCCAGCAAUCACUAUUGAAGCUAUUCCAAAUGAUACUCGAGUGAYACAAAAUCUUGACACUAUUUCUAAGACSUAUGGUGUCGUAGCUAAUGCCGACAGGAACAACAUAAAACUACGAGGUAGUCAAUUCAACGUCGCGCUAGCUAAAUCAUGGAUAGAGGGAGAAGACGAGGCUAAGCCAUCAUCAAGAACUAAUGCUACCACCGAAGCUGCCUCAAGCAUACAAACAUGUAAAAAGUUUGCUACGAAACUAGGAUACAGUGAGACCGACAUCGAAGUUGUAGCCGAGACUCUAGCACCGGGACCUGUAGAUACCAACACGUUUCUACAAGAACUUAUUUAUCGUGCUCGACCUAAAACUACUACUGCUACCACUCUUAGUAAGACAGUUUCUGAUAAACGAAGGACAGAUGUUGUUCCACGUGGAAUAUCAGCUCGUUCUAUGCCAUACGAAAGUGAAAGGACAAUUGAGCGGCAAAGACGAAGAUUUGAAAACGUGCAACCGGACGGACAUUGCAGUAAUCAAGAUGUGUGUCCUAUCAUCAUUGAUGGAAGCAAUGUUGCAAUGCAUCAUGGCAAUCACAAAGUCUUUUCCUGCCGUGGCAUUUGUCUGUGUGUGGAUUGGUUUAAAAAACGUGGCUGCACGGAGGUGUAUGUUCUUGUACCACGUUACCGUGCUGAGGCGCCACGACAAGGCUACCCUAUACAAGAUCAGCACCUUCUAAUCGAAUUAGAAAAAACGGGCGUGGUCAAGUUUACACCAUCGCGGCGUAACGAUAACGGUAGGGAUAUUGUUUGUUACGACGAUCGCUUUAUUCUGGAAUCAGCUCACGAACUGGAAGGAGUUAUUGUAUCCAAUGAUGAAUACCGCGAUUUAAAGCGCGAGAACGCGGUUUGGAAGCAUAUCAUAGAGAAAAGAGUCUUAAUGUUUUCUUUUGUUCGCGAUCUAUUCAUGGUGCCCGAAGAUCCUCUUGGAAGGAAGGGUCCCAGCUUGAAUGAAUUCUUGAAAAGAAGAACAAACGGAAUGCAUCGUAGAAUAUGUCCAUGGUUUGCAAGUGGGAAUUGCACAUUUGGUUCCAAAUGUCGUUAUGAUCAUCCAGACAGAGUACAGGACAAUAGAGAGAACAGGGAAGCUCGUCAAGGAUAUCAAAGACAACAACAUGCACAACAACAACCGUCUCUCCAGCAAGACCAUCACCAUCUAUCACCGCAAGAAUAUUUGUAUGAUCUACACAUGCAACAUCUGCAAGAAAAUCAUCAACAGCAACAGCARCUACCACAACUUGGUCAUCGCCAGCAAGAUCACCAACAAAUGUCAAGCAGUUUUGCUUCUGUAUAUAGCAUGCCACGGCAAUACUCCUACACUCCGCCCAACUCAUUUGGAUAUAAUAAUAGCAGCAGCAAUCAACAAACAUUAUUUACAGAACUCACUGACAUGUUCCCCGAUAUAGAUGUCCAAUACAUUAAACUUUUACUUGAGGAAAACACUGAAAGACAAAAUAUCGACAAGCUCAUAGAUAAGUUGCUUCAAGUAUAAGACUCUAAUGACAUUCAGUCAAUGUAAACCAACAAUCCUAGACAAAACUGAAUUGGACAGAACGCUAUUACUGCGCUCUAGCAGAUGUGCUCUCCUAUGGGCUGUUUUAAUGCUUACUCAAAGCCUCCCCCU
This is a messenger RNA of Exaiptasia diaphana, 2000 nucleotides long. Its product is annotated as endoribonuclease ZC3H12A. The transcript has a single exon. Gene Ontology annotation, cellular component: cytoplasmic ribonucleoprotein granule; nucleus. Bases 138 to 1868 code for a protein of 576 amino acids. Lineage: Eukaryota; Metazoa; Cnidaria; Anthozoa; Actiniaria; Aiptasiidae. Gene Ontology annotation, molecular function: metal ion binding; mRNA binding; RNA endonuclease activity. The record is from RefSeq and is a predicted model, not a curated record.